AUGAAUGACGAUCGAACACCAAAGAACCUCAAUCAGACAGUACAGUAUGCGAACACAAAUACAGGCGCCUUUCAAGAAACCCAACAAAGCUGGGAGCCUUUGGAUAUGAACAAUAUAGUCGACUUCGACCACCAGUUGCAGCUUCCAGAGCUCGACUCCUCAUAUCACUCUAUAGACGAGGACAAAGAAGGCUCACAGAACACAAAAUUGCGCCGAAGAGCACAAAAUCGCGCAUCACAACGUGCAUUUCGCGAGCGCAAAGACCGGCAUCUCAAAGGCCUCGAGUACCAGCUUGAACACCUGAAUGAGAAGCAUCAAGACCUCAUGCAGUCAUACAUGAAGCAAUCAGAAAACGUCAUGAAACUGAACUCGCGCCUGGCGGAGCUGCGGGGACAGGUCAAAGCCCUGAAAGCACGUCCAGCUCAUUCGAGUUCCUCGGAAAGGCAAUCAACCACAGACGGUAGCAGAAACAGCCAGAGCCUCGGUAGCUUUGACGCCUUCUCAUUUUCAUCACCGCAGGACUUUGCUUCACUGGAUGAACGUGAAAUUUCGUUGUGGAGUGAUCUUACGACAGCGUCGAAGCCUGGAGAGAUUUUGGAUGAGAACGGCCUACCAGCAUUCGAGGAUCUUUUGAAUCUCAAGUGA
Messenger RNA from Exophiala bonariae, 645 nucleotides. RefSeq lists its product as uncharacterized. The coding region runs from base 1 to 645 and encodes 214 amino acids. Lineage: Eukaryota; Fungi; Ascomycota; Eurotiomycetes; Chaetothyriales; Herpotrichiellaceae. The record is from RefSeq and is a predicted model, not a curated record. Gene Ontology annotation, molecular function: transcription cis-regulatory region binding; DNA-binding transcription activator activity, RNA polymerase II-specific. Gene Ontology annotation, cellular component: RNA polymerase II transcription regulator complex. Gene Ontology annotation, biological process: regulation of DNA-templated transcription. The transcript is spliced from 2 exons.